CAGAAGAAAUCAAGAAGCUAGAAAUCACUUUCUGAAGUUGUCUGCGCUGCUCUAAAGAUAAUGUGACGAAAUUAACAAUACACUCAAAACGCGAUAUUCAAAGCGAUUCAUUCCCGCUUUGACUGUAACCGCGCAAAAGCGAAUUCAUACCAGAGACAUUAUUCGCAUGUCUUUUUCAUUCUCAAUUUUUUGCACAUACAGUUAACUAGUCUGUCUCUUGUCGGGAUGUCUCAGUCACAGCCCGAACGCGAACGGGGCUCAGGCCCGCUACCUAACCGUUGGCUCUACUGUCCACGAAAAAGUGACAUAAUUAUUGCGGAGCGGUUUCUCGCCUUCAAGACGCCGUUAAAUCAGUCUUUCCAAGACAAAAUGCCCAUUGAAUGCACCUUUCGCCCCGAGAUGCUCUUUGAUUAUUGCAAGACGCUGAAGUUAAAACUAGGCCUCUGGAUUGAUUUGACGAAUACAAAACGGUUUUACGAUCGAAGCACAGUGGAAGAACGAGGCGCACAGUAUAUUAAGCUACAGUGUCGUGGUCAUGGCGAAACACCAUCACCGGAGCAGACUCACAGCUUUAUUGAAUUAGUUGACAACUUUAUCAACGAGCGACCAUUCGAUGUUAUUGCUGUGCAUUGUACGCACGGUUUUAAUCGGACUGGAUUUCUUAUUAUCUCUUAUAUGGUGGAGCGUCUGGACUGUUCUGUAGAAGCUGCACUUGCCGUAUUUGCCAAUGCACGACCGCCUGGCAUAUACAAGCAGGAUUACAUUAAUGAGCUCUUUCGCCGCUAUGAAGAUGAGGAAGAUGCUCCACAAGCCCCAGAGCAGCCCAACUGGUGUCUGGAGUACGAUGACAGCAGUGGCAACGACCACAUCAGCACCGACAGCAGAAAACGUCACUACGAUGAUAAUUACUCUUCCACUUCACAGCAGGCUGCAGCGGCAGCAAUUGAGGGUGGGGUGGUAGCAGAUGAAGAAGAUGAAGAAGACGCCGAUUCAAAUGCAAAUUGUGAAGAAGACUGCGCGACAGGCGAUAGCCCACAGAAAAAAAAACGACGAAGAGAGUGGAUUGUAAAAAAUGCAGCCUUUAUGGCUGGUGUACCUGGCGUGAGGCAAGUAACGGAUCAGCCGCGUGUUACUGAGCUACAGCACAGGGUGCAAAACUGGUGCAACUGGCAGAAAAGCGGCUUUCCGGGCGCUCAGCCCGUAUCAAUGGAUAGGCACAAUAUUAAGAAACUCAGUGAGAUGCCAUAUAGGGUUUCUUGGAAGGCUGACGGGACACGGUAUAUGAUGCUUAUAGAUGGACGUAAGGAGAUCUACUUUUUUGAUCGCAAUCACUCCUGCUUUCAAGUAGAAGCCAUGGCCUUUGUAAAUGGCAAAAAUUUGCACGAGCAUCUUGAUGGCACGUUGCUAGAUGGAGAAAUGGUGCUAGACAAAAUUGGCGAGACAGUAACGCCGCGAUUUCUUGUUUACGAUAUCGUACGCCUUGCGGGUCGUGAUGUGCGCGAAGAGUUCUUUUUUCCACAUCGCCUGGACUAUAUUAAAAAUGAUGUUAUAGGUCCACGCAUCCUUGCCAUGAAGCACGGAAUCAUUAACCGCGCCCUGGAGCCGUUUAGUGUGCGGAACAAGGAUUUUUGGGACAUACGUACAUCGGCACGUCUUUUGGGCGAAAAGUUUUCACGUUCGCUGGCACACGAGCCCGAUGGUCUCAUUUUCCAGCCCUCACAGCAGCCGUAUACAGCCGGCGUAUGCGUCGACGUCUUUAAAUGGAAACCGCAUGAGCUUAACUCAGUGGACUUUCGUCUUAAGAUAAUAACAGAGCGUGGCGAAGGCCUGUUAACCAAAAAGGUUGGUUUUCUUUAUGUGGGCGGUCAUGACGCUCCCUUCGGCCGUAUGCAAAAGCUUACAAAGGAGAUUCGCGAGUUAGACAACAAAAUUGUUGAAUGCACCAUGAACCAAUUUGGCAAUUGGGAUUAUAUGCGUGAGCGAACGGACAAAAAGUUACCCAACAGCUUUAACACCGCCGUAUCCGUCGUAGAGAGCAUUAAGCAUCCAAUCACCAAGGAAUAUCUACUAAGUUUUAUUGCGAAUUUCGGAUUUCGCGAUGAUCAUACAAUGAUGCCGCCUCCAGCCGUACAGCGACGUUAGCAAUGCUAAGCAGCUAUCUCAUCUCCUGCACCACAUCCACCACGUAGACACUCCUGACACACACAUUAGGAAAUUAAUAAACCAUAACAAAAAGAA
Messenger RNA from Drosophila novamexicana, 2238 nucleotides. It is a transcript of the gene mRNA-cap, whose product is annotated as mRNA-capping enzyme. The coding region runs from base 226 to 2142 and encodes 638 amino acids. Gene Ontology annotation, molecular function: mRNA 5'-triphosphate monophosphatase activity; protein tyrosine/serine/threonine phosphatase activity; mRNA guanylyltransferase activity. NCBI's taxonomy places the organism in Eukaryota, Metazoa, Arthropoda, Insecta, Diptera, Drosophilidae. Gene Ontology annotation, biological process: protein dephosphorylation; 7-methylguanosine mRNA capping. The record is from RefSeq and is a predicted model, not a curated record. The transcript has 6 exons.